AUAAACAAGAAAGGUAUCAAUAGUCAUUGAGAAAAUGUCAGUCAAAAGGCACACAAAUUCCACAACAAAAUCCUGAACCACACAAAAACCAGAGGACAAUACUAGUGGUGACGUCGAAGGGAUACUGAGAACAUUGGUCAAAUAUAGCAUGGUAAUAUGGUACUAACCCUUUUAGAAAAAACAAAGACAAAGGAUUUAAUGGGGACAGUUAUUGACUCCCAUUUCUUGGGCCUAACUGCCAUUGUUACAGUGGUUUACCAGUUAAUAUUUUUUAUAAUCACAGCACUUUUCAAGUUUGAUAAAGUCACUGACUUUGCAGGAGGUACAAAUUUCAUUGUGCUUGCAUUAUUAACUUUGAUACUGAAGGGUUCAUGGAAUUUUCGACAGGUGGUUUUGUCUGUGUUUGUCGUGAUAUGGGGCCUUCGGCUGGGGAUAUUUCUAUUAAUGAGGAUAUUACAGUGGGGCGAGGAUAGACGUUUUGAUGAUAAGCGUAAUAAUCUGGUGAAAUUGGCAGUAUUUUGGCUAUUUCAGGCAAUCUGGGUAUGGACUGUUAGUUUACCAGUAACAGUUGUUAAUGCAAGUGACCACCAGCCAUCUCUUCAGGCGGUAGACAUCAUUGGUUGGGUUAUGUGGUCGAUUGGAAUUUUAGUUGAGAUUACAGCUGACCAACAAAAGUUGUCAUUCAAAAACUCUCCAGAGAACAAAGGAAAGUGGUGCAAUGUUGGACUUUGGAAGUAUUCACGUCAUCCCAACUAUUUUGGUGAGAUCUUUCUAUGGUGGGGAAUAUUUGUGGCUUCGACACCAGUGCUAGAGGGUGCUGAAUGGCUCGUUGUGUUUGGACCAGUAUUCUUAACGUUGUUGCUGCUUUUUGUUAGUGGCAUUCCCUUGCUUGAGGAAUCAGCAGACAAGAAAUAUGGAAAUGUAGCUGAAUAUAUAAUAUAUAAGGAGACAACAAGCCCUCUCAUUCUGCUGCCCCCUGGAUUAUAUGGAAAGCUUCCUCGGUGGUUCAAAACUCUAUUCCUUUUUGAGAUUCCUUUGUACAGUCGCAGUCUUUCCCAGAGCUAAGCUGGUAAAUCUUCAAUCUUCUACUAUGGAAAAAAUUUCAUUCUCGAAAUGUGGUUAUCUCAAUUUUUCCGCAACUUUAUUUGUUUUAUGAUUCCUUAAGGUUUUUAUUGUUCGCUUAAGGGAAAACACUCACUUUACUAUCUACAUUGCAUUCCUUAAGGUUUUUAUUGUUCGCUUAAGGGAAAGCACUCACUUUACUAGCUACAUUGCUUUUUGCUGGGAGAAGAGAAUCAAUUUUUGUAGUAUUUAUAUUCGACCCUUAAAUUUUAUAAGUUGCCAAUGACCAAAAGUUUUUUUUUUUUUUCACAAUUGAUUUAGUCCUUGUCUAACACUGGUACAACUUCAGGAAGCAUGUCACAUGAUAGAGCUUGAAACAAACAGAAAGAUAAUGAGUGUUGUCAUGACAGAGUAUUUAGAACUAGUUCAACUGUUGCACAUAUCUGUUCUAGCGCGAAAAUUGAAGAGAAAUAACAGCAAGAUAUCCAAAUAAUCAAAAAUAUUUCAUCAGAUUCUAUCAGUCAUUCAGCCAUAAAAGGCCGCUUCAAAAAGCUAUCACCCCAUUCAUCUCUUCCCUCUUUUCUUCUGCCACUUGCUUCUUUCCUCCAUUUCUCUCCUUUACCUCACUCCAUCUUACGUGCAUAGUUUGUCUAACAUAACUUAGAAUUCGAAGCUAAAGUUAAAGUGAUCUUUAAGUCUUUGUUUCUCCUGCUUCACAGUCAAUGGCCCUUCUCUUUCGACCUUUUAAUCUCAAAAUUUUCUUCAACAACUAGAGCGACUAUGAC
Capsicum annuum is the source of this 1847-nucleotide messenger RNA. RefSeq lists its product as uncharacterized. The transcript is spliced from 9 exons. Gene Ontology annotation, cellular component: membrane. Gene Ontology annotation, molecular function: oxidoreductase activity, acting on the CH-CH group of donors. The record is from RefSeq and is a predicted model, not a curated record. Lineage: Eukaryota; Viridiplantae; Streptophyta; Magnoliopsida; Solanales; Solanaceae. Gene Ontology annotation, biological process: lipid metabolic process. The coding region runs from base 157 to 1065 and encodes 302 amino acids.